AGAUGCAGGCGGAGCGAGGAGCUCGGGGCGGCCGCGGCCGCCGGCCCGGCCGUGACCGGCCCUGCGGAGACCGCGACCGGGCGGGAGCCGCAGCGGCAGUGGCGAGAGGCGGCGGCGGCGGGGACAGUGGCGGCCGCCGGGGUCGCGGCCGGGGCUUCCGAGGCGGCCGCGGCGGCCGAGGAGGAGGCGCCCCGCGAGGCGGCCGCCGGGAGCCAGGAGGCCGGGGCGCCGGGGCCAGAGCGCCGGUUGAAGAUGACAGUGAUGCAGAGACCUAUGGAGAAGAGAAUGAGGAACAGGGAAAUUAUUCUAAAAGAAAGAUAGUCUCUAACUGGGAUCGAUAUCAAGAUAUUGAAAAAGAGGUCAAUAAUGAAAGUGGAGAAUCACAGAGGGGGACGGACUUCAGUGUUCUCCUCAGCUCAGCAGGGGACUCCUUCUCACAGUUCCGGUUUGUUGAGGAGAAAGAGUGGGAUGGUGAAGCUUCAUGUCCAAAACAGAACUCAGCAUUUUAUGUGGACUGUGAGUCACUGGUUCGAGCCCUUCAAGAACUGCCUCUCUCACUCCGACUCAAUGUUGCUGCCGAACUGGUCCAGACCACCCUUCCUUUAGAGCUUCCUCAGGUGAAACCAAAGAGAAAUGAGGAAGGCAAGGGACUGGGGAUGCGGUUAAAAGGGCCCCUGGGGCCUGGAGGAAAGGGCUCCAUCUCCGAGCUGAAAUCGGCUGCUGCUGGCUGCCCCACGUCCCUGGAUAAAGAUGGCCCAAGCCCCGCUCCCUCACAGGGUUCUCAGAAACCCAGCACCCCACUGCAGUCAGCAGCGGACCACUUGGAGGAAGAAUUAGACCUGCUGCUUAGUUUAGAUGCACCUGUGAGAGACGGAGAUGACAUCGCACCAGACCAGACCUCUCAGGACCAAGAAUCUGAGAAAGAUGGGAAGGUGGCCCAAGAAGAAAAAGGUCCUGCAGAGCUCUCUGUGAUGGAAGAAAAGAAUGUGGAAUCUGAGCAACCAUGUACAUCAAAAACUGUUACUGAGGAAGAGCUUGAAGACUGGUUGGACAGCAUGAUUUCCUAACAUGAAAGAAAAAGGAGGAAAAAAAAAAGUGCCUGAAGCAAAUUUUGAUUGCCUUGUCAGUAAGGGCGGGCCCAAGGCUGUCCUUCCAGAACAGCUGGUUUCUGAGCAUGCCCCGAGCCAGUGUGUUCUACCACGCUUGCCGCAGUAAACGCCUACCUCUGGCCCACGACAUCCGAAACUAUACAUCUAAGAGGCUCGUUGCAUUUGUUCUCUGGCUUAGCAAUCUAAUAGAUUCCUCGAGGGCAGGGGAUGUUAUGGUUCUUAUUUCCAGCCUCCUUCCUUUCCAUGUUUACAGCAGAGCAGGUGCUGCUGAUAGAAUAGCAACAAGGCAUGCAUUUGUGGCCAAAAUAAACAAACGCUGGUCUAUG
Neomonachus schauinslandi (Hawaiian monk seal) is the source of this 1435-nucleotide messenger RNA. RefSeq names its product apoptosis and caspase activation inhibitor (gene AVEN). The coding region runs from base 3 to 1067 and encodes 354 amino acids. The transcript has 6 exons. Gene Ontology annotation, biological process: negative regulation of G2/M transition of mitotic cell cycle. NCBI's taxonomy places the organism in Eukaryota, Metazoa, Chordata, Mammalia, Carnivora, Phocidae. The record is from RefSeq and is a predicted model, not a curated record.